Molecule: messenger RNA, 4058 nt
Organism: Trachemys scripta elegans
Lineage: Eukaryota; Metazoa; Chordata; Testudines; Emydidae
Gene: YTHDF2
Product: YTH N6-methyladenosine RNA binding protein 2
Exons: 5
Coding region: 182-1924 (580 amino acids)
Biological process (GO): mRNA destabilization
Cellular component (GO): cytoplasm
Molecular function (GO): N6-methyladenosine-containing RNA reader activity; mRNA binding
Source: RefSeq, a predicted model, not a curated record
CGAGGCGCUGGCUAGAGCGUCGCUCGAGCAGGCAGCCGCAGCAGCCGCGGGCGGGCGAGUCAGAGUCCGCCAGGAAGCCGAGCCGCGCGGUGCCUGCGCCCCGCUCCCCGGACAAAGCCGCCGCCGCCCGCCCGGAGCCCGGAGCCCGCCCCCGCCGCCCGCCAGGAGCCCGAUCGGAGCCAUGUCGGCCAGCAGCCUCCUGGAGCAGAGACCCAAGGGCCAAGGCAACAAAGUGCAAAAUGGAUCUGUGCAUCAGAAGGAUGGGUUAAAUGAUGAUGACUUUGAACCCUACUUGAGUCCUCAGGCCAGGCCGAAUAAUGCAUACACUGCAAUGUCUGACUCCUACUUGCCAAGCUACUACAGUCCAUCCAUUGGAUUCUCCUACUCGUUAGGCGAAGCUGCUUGGUCUACAGGAGGUGACCCACCCAUGCCCUACUUAACAUCCUAUGGACAGCUAAGCAAUGGGGAGCCUCACUUUCUCCCAGAUGCAAUGUUUGGGCAGCCAGGGGCCCUUGGCAGCACUCCAUUUCUUGGGCAGCAUGGCUUUAACUUCUUUCCAAGUGGAAUUGACUUUUCAGCUUGGGGGAAUAACAGUUCUCAGGGACAGUCCACUCAAAGCUCUGGAUAUAGUAGCAAUUAUGCUUAUGCACCAAGCUCACUGGGUGGAGCCAUGAUUGACGGACAGUCUGCUUUUGCCAAUGAGACUCUAAAUAAGGCUCCUGGCAUGAAUACCAUAGACCAAGGGAUGGCAGCACUGAAGUUGGGCAGCACGGAUGUUGCAAGCAAUGUCCCAAAAGUUGUUGGUUCCGCUGUUGGUAGCGGGUCCAUUACCAGUAAUAUCGUGGCAUCUAACAGUUUGCCUCCUGCUACCAUUGCUCCUCCAAAACCGACAUCGUGGGCUGAUAUUGCUAGCAAACCUGCGAAACAACAGCCCAAGCUGAAGACCAAGAAUGGCAUUGCAGGUUCAAGUCUUCCGCCGCCUCCAAUAAAACAUAACAUGGAUAUUGGAACUUGGGAUAACAAAGGGCCAGUAGCAAAAGCACCUUCCCAGGCUUUGGUUCAGAAUAUUGGUCAGCAGCCAACCCAGGUGUCCCCUCAACCGGUGGGCCAACAGAUCAGUAACAGCCCACCAGUGGUACAGGCUUCUCCAGGGCAACAGCCGCAGCCACUGCCCCCACCACCACCACAGCCAGGCCAGCUACCGGUGCAGCAACAGGCAGCUCAGCCAACCCGCUGGGUUGCACCUCGUAACCGUGGCAAUGGGUUUGGUCAAAAUGGAGUGGAUGGUAAUGGAGUGGGACAGUCUCAAGCCAGUUCUGGUUCCGCUCCUUCGGAGCCGCACCCGGUGUUGGAGAAAUUGAGGUCCAUCAACAACUACAACCCCAAGGAUUUUGACUGGAACCCAAAACACGGCCGGGUUUUCAUCAUUAAGAGUUACUCUGAGGACGAUAUCCACCGUUCCAUUAAAUAUAACAUCUGGUGCAGUACAGAGCACGGCAACAAGAGACUGGAUGCUGCUUAUCGCUCCAUGAACGGGAAAGGCCCCGUUUACUUACUGUUCAGCGUCAACGGCAGUGGUCACUUCUGCGGAGUGGCAGAAAUGAAAUCUGCCGUGGACUACAACACAUGUGCAGGUGUGUGGUCCCAGGACAAAUGGAAGGGACGUUUUGAUGUCAGGUGGAUUUUUGUGAAGGACGUUCCCAACAGCCAGCUGCGGCACAUCCGCCUAGAGAAUAACGAGAAUAAACCAGUGACCAACUCCAGGGACACUCAGGAAGUGCCUCUGGAAAAGGCUAAGCAGGUGUUGAAAAUCAUUGCCACCUACAAGCACACCACCUCCAUCUUUGAUGACUUCUCACACUAUGAGAAACGCCAGGAGGAGGAGGAAAAUGUUAAAAAGGAACGCCAAGGCCGUGUCAAGUAAAAGGCUACGCUUCCCACAGAGACUGCAGCAGAGGUUGCAUCCGGGAUAUCUUUCAAAGAGAGAGAGAGAGGAGAAAAAGAACACCCCAGAGAGAAUUAGGACUUUUUUUCUUAAUUUCAUUGACUUUAAAACAAAAACUUACAAACUUGCAGUUUAAAAAAAAAAAAAAGUAUUGGAAUGUCACGAGACAUAGGACUAAAAAAACAAAAACAAAAAAAAAAUCCCUUCUAGGUAGAGUAUAGGUAAAAACUGUCCCCUUUCUUUUGGCUUUGGUUGUGAUUUCAGAGCAUAUGCUUUGUUUUUUGUCUUUUUACUAUGUUUUCCGGAUUUGAAAGUCCGUAAGUGGCAUAUGCCUUUUUUCUCUAAUUUUUAAACCCCGCUGCAUCCCUUUCUUCCACUUCCCUCGUGCCUCCUUUCCCCCUGGUUUUGACAUUUGCACUUGGAACACCGAGUUGUGACUUUUUUUGGACAUCCGCCGCAGAAAGUGGAAGAACUGUUUUUUCCUUGGACUGGAAGAGGAGGAAUUUUAUGAAUUAUUUGGGUUUAUUUGCCUGGAAGAAUUGAAUGGAAAUUAUUGCCAAGGUUGUGUCUAAGGGUGGUUUGUUUUCCUCUGACCCUUUGUUACUCAAAAGUCAAGUACUAGGAGUCCUAAGAAAUGUUCUGUUCUUGUGCAUUAUAUGGAUUACAGAUUAAGUCUGGAUUAAUUUGAUUUAAAGGCUGAGAACAGUGGUAAAAACUUGUUUUGUUUACAGGAACAUGAAUUUUGAACGAAAAAUAUUGUAAAAUGUGUAGUGAAUAUGUUUCUUCAGUUUCUUGUUAAGCCAAUGAGGAAUGGGCGUUGCCUUUCUUUUCACCAUUAAUCACUUCUCAAUAAUAAACGUGAGAUCCUGUUGAGCAUCACUUGUGUGCCAGUUAGUUUUCAGUGUGGUAGGUGGUGCCCAGGCUGUGGCUAUGAGGAAGCCGUACAUGGGAGAAUAAAAUUGCAAAUGGGGUAGCAGGCUAAUACUUCAGUUCCUAACUUCUGGUUCAUUGGCUAUUGUGUGAUCCCUGCAGGGUUUUGAGCCAGUGCUCUAGGCUUCCCCGGUUUGUUUUAAACAUCUUUGUUGGGACCCAGCACUUUUGUUUUAUUUGUAUGCACUCUGAUCAUCUACGGGAGCUUGGUCUCAUCCAAACCCUCCUCUCGCUGGUUUGAGACUGGCUUUGAAGCAGGUCAGUUUGGCCCAUGUAUAACAAAACUGAGACCCACUCUGAGCCUAUGGUGAUAGUUUUUAUGUAUGUGAACAAGAUCAAACUGAACUAAUGUAUUGCUGACUCACAUUACAGCACCUAUUAAAAUAGAAUUGGGGUACGGUCUAUGGUAAACAGGUCCAGGAACAUAUGAGUUCUGCUAGAGUGGACUGGCCCUAAAUAUGAAACCUGGGGACUAACUGGUACAGCUGAGAUUUGCCUGAUAAAUGAGGAUAGCUGCUUUGGUUAACAUGCCAGUUUUUUGCAUUUGAAGGCCUGCCUUCCAAGGUGCCAAGCAAAGCAAGUUUGAUCUCUGAACAUUUUCCUACAUUACAAAUGAUAUUUAUCCCCGAAAUACCGGACUUGUCAAGAUGUCCCUGUUUAGGAAGGUCAGAAUGGGAAGAACAAGGAUGCUCCAGAUCGGGAUUGGGGUGCAUUGAUGCAGCUGUGUAGGGAGCCCAGGCCUGGAAUAGCAGGAGAUGCCACAGGUCAGGACUGAGGUACGGUGUUUGAUCUGUGAAGGCCGUAGCUCUCCAGUAGUUGCAUGCACUAUGCCUGGCUCUAGCCUAUGCUACAACAUUGCCUCUUUCCCAAGUACAAAAAGUGUCAGUGUCAAAUAAUGGGGUGCAUUAGCUAUUAAGUUCUAUACAGUGAGUAGGUUAGAAGACCCUACCAAAGCCCUUCAAACACAUACGGGUGGACUUGGGUCCAUGAUCUCUUUUUCUUGUGAAAUAGUUUGAGAUCAAAAAUCCAAGUCUCCUGCUUGCCUUUAUUUUUUUUUCUUUCUGCUGAGCAGGCUGCAAACAAAAUGAGCAUCUGAGUUCUGGAACGGUACUUUAUUCUUGUUAGUGAAAUGGGAUACUGUUGAGAGGGAAACUGUCAUUAAAAAUAUCUUGUGGUUAUUAAA